UUUUGUAACUUUCAGCGACAACAUCAACACAUAAACAUUCCGACAAAAAUAUCAGUCGAUCGGCAACUCUUGAACCAAGCACGUCGCUUGAACAAACAUUUAAAGUGUUAUCGCAUAAUUUCCUCACCGCACGGUUAUUAAAUAACGCAUCAUGCACUCCAAAAUAAUUAUUUACAUAUCCGCAGUUGUUUUAUUGGCAAUCACUGUUGACGCUGCCUUUGAUGCUGAUUGCGCGAGAUGCUUAUGUCACGUCCAAACAGGAUGCAAUUCGAAACAUCCAGCAGGUCCCUACAAAAUCAGCUGGCCUUAUUGGGCGGAUGCCGGCAAGCCAACUGUCAACGGAGAAGAUCCCGAUUCGGAAACUGCCUUCAAAAAUUGCGUCAAGAGCGAAAAAUGUAACUUUGAUGCUGUCUCAGGGUACAUGAGAAAUUUCGAGCAGGAUUGCGAUGACGAUGGAAAUGUAGAUUGCUUGGAUUACGUAAAGACGCAUGUCUUUGGCGGGUAUGGAUGUCAAGGAGACUUGCCGAAGCAUUUGCAGAAGAAAUUCGACGAUUGCAUCGCUGGAAAUGCUUAAAAAAUUAAAAUUACGAGAAAAAUAAAGGAAAAAAGUAUUUUCAUGUUUUAGAUUAAAUUUUAUUCUUCCAUCAUUUUCUGUAGCGACUCCUAAACUGAGUCUCCAGUUUUUUUUUGUGAAUCAAUAUGUGAGUGUAAUUUUCAUUUAUUUUAUUUUUUGUGUUCAGUGUUUUAAUUUUUUUUUCAUGAAUUUGUUCUUAAAUUCUUGUUUUUAUCUCGAUUUUAUGAAUUUUUCAUUUAAAUUAAGUUUUUUUUAAAUAUUUUUUUUUUUCAUUAAAGAUUUAUACAGCGAUUCUUCUUAAAUAAUUGGAUUUUUAAUACAUUAUUUUUUAUUAUCUCAUCAUUUUUUCAGAGCUUAUCGGCAUAAACUUCCACUUUUUUCCUAACAUCGAUCUUUGAAUAUCUUGGCGGGAACAGGAAAUAAAGGAAAUUAUGUUUCAUUCACAUAUUUUUUUUAAAUGUCGCUCUUUUCGUGUAAAUACAUUCACUUAUUAUAAUAUAAUAUAAGAUAAUAAAUUUAAUCGAUUAUUAU
Molecule: messenger RNA, 1105 nt
Organism: Culicoides brevitarsis
Lineage: Eukaryota; Metazoa; Arthropoda; Insecta; Diptera; Ceratopogonidae
Product: invertebrate-type lysozyme 2-like
Exons: 3
Coding region: 152-574 (140 amino acids)
Molecular function (GO): lysozyme activity
Source: RefSeq, a predicted model, not a curated record